This is a messenger RNA of Oldenlandia corymbosa var. corymbosa, 2874 nucleotides long. Lineage: Eukaryota; Viridiplantae; Streptophyta; Magnoliopsida; Gentianales; Rubiaceae. The record is from the annotation of a GenBank genome assembly.
AUGUCUGCUGAUCAGGAGCCUGAAAUUCGGAGGGUUCAUCUAGGUGUGGCUGUUUUGAGGAUUCUUGCUUUGGGUGUCAAGAAUGUACAGGAUUUUAAUUAUGUUGAUGCCCCUAGUGCCGAAGCGAUUGAGAUGGCCCUUAGUAAUCUUGUUCAACUUGGAGCUGUUGCACCACAUAAUGAUGUGUUUGAAUUGACUUCAGAAGGGAGAGAAUUAGUUAAGCUAGGAAUUGAGCCACGGCUUGGUAAAAUUAUUCUUGAAUGCUUUAAACAUCGCCUUGGUAGGGAAGGCCUUGUUCUUGCUGCUGUUAUGGCAAAUUCAAAUAGCAUAUUUUGUAGAGAUGGAACUCGAGAAAGCAAGUUAAAAUCUGUCUUAAAAGAGUGGGAAUCUGUCUUAAUCUGUCUUAAAAUUGGCGAAUUCCAAUUUUGUCAUCAUAGUGGUGACCUCUUCACUUUACUUCAUGUUUACAAGGAGUGGGAAGCUGUCCCCUGUGAAAGAAGAAAUAUCUGGUGUUGGGAAAAUGGCAUCAAUGCAAAAUCGAUGCCGAGAUGCCAGGAGGCAGCACAAGAGUUGGAUUUGCGCCUUAAAAAUGAACUCAAUAUGCUCAUACCAAGUUAUUGGAAAUGGGAUCCCCAGAUGCAGACGCCGCAGAAUGCGACCCUAAAGAGUAUCAUACUUUCUGCUUUUGCAGAAAAUGUGGCCAUCUACUCUCGUCAUGAUGACCUUGGUUAUGUAGUUGCACUUACAGGCAAACAUAUUCAACUACAUCCUUCUUGUUCUUUACUUGUUUUUGAUCAAAGACCUGGUUGGGUUGUUUUUGGUGAAAUUCUUUCUGCAUCUUACCAAUAUCUGGUAUGCGUUACUUGUGUUGACUUCAAAUCAUUUUCUGCUCUUAGUCCCCCUCCAUUGUUUGAUUUUUGUAAGAUGGAUAAGGAGAGGCUUCAAAAGAGAAUUUUGACAGGGAAAGAAUACUUGGAUGAACGAAUUGGAGUUGAAGUUUAUGUCGAUAAGAAUGAGGUUCGUUUGUAUGCUGCUCCUGAAGACAUGGAGAAAGUUUGUGGCACUGCGAAUGAUGCACUGGAGUAUGAACUCAGAUUAUUGCAGAAUGAGUGCUCCGAAAGAUGCCUCUUUAGUGGAGGAUCCAAAGUCUCUUCAAGUGUUGCUCUUUUUGGAGCUGGUGCUGAGAUCAAGCAUCUGGAGCUGGAGAAGAAAUGUUUAACUGUUGACGUUUUUCAUUCCAAAGUGAACUGUGUUAAUGACAAAGAGCUAUUGAUGUUUAUGGAGAGAGAGACAGGUGGUGCUAUUUGUUGUUUUCAUAAGUUUUCAUCCAUUGGCCAAGAAAGCAAGGUGCCGGAAGAGUGUAUUAGGAUUACAUUUCUCUCACCUGAUGCUGCAAGGAGAGCUACUGAGCUCAAUCAGGCUGAGUUCUGUGGUGGCUUACUAACGGUGAUUCCUUCUCGGAACAGCUAUGUCGGUGACCAUAAACUGCUACCCUUUUCUGCUUUGAAAGCAAAAGUUUCUUGGCCGCGUAGGUAUAGUAUAGGUGUGGCAAUUGUAAAGUGUCAGGAGGAGGAUGUUGCUACCUUGGUGCAUGAAUUAUCCAAUGUAACUCAUUUUGAACGAAGCACCAAGUAUACAGACAGUGUGGUCCUUAGAAAACUUGAUAGAGAAAUAUCUGAAGAUGAAAUUUUUGAAGUUUUAGCCUCGGUGACAAGUAGGAAGAUAUUGGAUGUGUUCUUGUUGCGAAAAGAAGCUGUUGAUCCUUUCUCCCCUGCUGCUUGUGAAGAAGCGCUUCUGAGAGAAAUAUCUUCUUUUAUGCCUAAAGGCAACCCUCUUGGUACCUUUGUCUGUGUUGAGGCCGCGAAGGCUUUGGACCAAAUAAAUGGGAAAGCAUUACCAGGAUGUCUUGUUUGGCUGAAAUGUCAGCAUUUGUUUCAUAGCUCUGUUUCAUGUCCUGAACCUGUGUACAAUGUGCUACGUAAUCAGCUGAACACUUUAGUCGCAAGCUCCCGCAGAAGAAAAGGUGUUGAUUGCACAAUGGUACAAAAUGAAAAUCGUUCAUAUCGAGUGAAUAUAUCUGCACCUGCCACCAAAAUUGUGGAAGAGAUUAGAAGACCGCUUGAGACGCUUCGGAAGGAGACAGGGAUCCUACAUUCUUUUUUGACAAGCAGGCCCUCAGUGUUAGGGUCUUUGGUACAGAAGACAAGAUUCAGGUGGCAAAAGACGAGGCUUAUCAGAUCUCUUCUGACGUUACAUGAGAGCAAGCAACUGCAAGUCCAUCUUCGCGGUGCCGGGCUGCCUUCAGAUAUGAUGAAGAGGAUUGUUCAGAAGUUAGGUCCCGAACUUCAUGGGCUUAAAGAAAUGUUUCCUGGUGUUGAUUUUUCCUUGGAUACCAAACGCCAUUUCAUCUCUCUAAGAGGUGCAAAAGACUUGAGCCCUAAAGUUCAAGCCAUUAUUCAUGAGAUUGCGCAGAAAAGUGAUUCAUCACCUGAUAAAAGUUAUGAAGAGGACUCGUGUGCCAUUUGCUUUUGUGAAGUUGAGGACGGUUACAAGCUUGAACAUUGUGGACAUGAGUUCUGCAGGUCAUGCCUAGUUGAACAGUGCGAGUCUGCAAUUAGAAGUCAGGGCAGCUUUCCGAUCCGUUGUGCAAAGAUGGGUUGUGGGGCUCGUUUCCUGCAUACAGAUUUGAGGUCUCUGAUGAUAGGUGAGAAGUUUGAAGAACUGUUUCGGGCUUCUUUAGCUGCAUUUGUUGCAGCUAGUGGGGGAAGUUUCAGAUUUUGCCCUUCUCCCGAUUGUCCUUCAGUGUAUCAAGUCAGCGAUUCGGCCGACGCCCCAUUUUUAUGCGGUGCAUGUUAUGUGGAGAUGCCACCUUGA